Messenger RNA from Histoplasma capsulatum G186AR, 963 nucleotides. RefSeq lists its product as uncharacterized. The transcript has 2 exons. The coding region runs from base 1 to 963 and encodes 320 amino acids. The record is from RefSeq and is a predicted model, not a curated record. NCBI's taxonomy places the organism in Eukaryota, Fungi, Ascomycota, Eurotiomycetes, Onygenales, Ajellomycetaceae.
AUGCAGGAAAGGAUGUCACUAUAUGAUCUACCAGAAAUUUCACCACUUGAUGAGGACUCGGUAUUUCUUCCAGGAGUUUCUUCUACCAUUCCGGGGGCUUUAUCGCUAGAUUCUGAAGCUUUGUCCUCAGAGUGUAAAACAAACUCCGGGUUGCCUUCACGGGGGUUUGGAAUUGCGGCUACUGUGGAUGCUGAGGUUAACGCCUCCACAAGAUUUAAUGUACCUGCUGUUCAAUAUGCCCAGCCCACCCCACAUCAAGAACUGGGGCAAUCUUUGGGAAAUGCUUUUGUUGACCAACAAUGUAAUUCAAAUUCCGCGGCGAAUCCGCGUGUUCCGUUCGUGACUCCAUUGAAUGAAAGACCUAGGCAAUUUUACACCCCGACUAUGAACUCUGAUACACAGAAGUCCGCCAACAAUUUAAAUUUCGAUGAGUGGUACCGCGAUGGCGGAGAUUAUGCGAGCCCAUGCCCUGCUCCUCGUGGAGAAACCUCUAGGGACCAAAGUGUUGUUGACUUGAGGUUCCUUGGCUCUUUAUCACAUUAUAUUAUAUCCAACCCUGUUUCUUCACAGAUUCAUUCUACUGUUCGCCGCCUGGAUUUCCAUAAAGAUUUCCCCCCAGAAUUAUCUCAGUCUGAAUUUGAUGAGCUGGUAGAUUCCAAUGAAUUUUUGCCUGACCUGCUCUUAUCUCCAUCGCCUUGCCACCCGGCUGAGCAGAAAAUUUUCAAGAAACAUGAAGCCUCGGACUUCUGUCUCGAGAGCCCAACACUCAAACCUCCGCGAAGGGAGAAAAAAAUGUUCGUGCGCGAAUAUAACUUACGAAAACUGCCUACAAGAAAAGUUAAAAGACCCCAAGGACCCUCUCCGAUCCUUCAAGUCCCGCAAUGCAAGAGAAAAAGCCAAAAAGAUUCGCAGGAGUCCAUAAAGCUAGGUAAGAAGCCUGCUUCUGAUGGGUGUAGUGACUGA